AUGGCAGUCUCGGAUGGUAUGACUUAUGGCUGGACAUCUCCCAUGAUUCCAUAUUUUAUGAGCAACUCCACACACAUUGAAAUGUCAUCAAGUGACGCUGACUGGAUGGAAACCAUCAAUCUUCUUGGUUAUGUUGCAGGACUGCCUUUCACUAUUCUAAGCGUUGAAUAUUUUGGCAGGAAAACAUCCAUGAUUUUAUCAGCCAUGUUAGGAUGCGUUUGUUGGAUACUUUUACUCGUUACCAUGAACCUGCCAGUUAUUUAUGUUUCCAGAUUCCUUGCAGGAAUGGCAGGAGAUAUGUGUUUUGUGGCUGCGCCAAUGUACAUAGCAGAAAUAUCGGAUUAUAGAAUUCGAGGUUUCUUAUCGUCGCUUAUUUAUUUUAUGAUGAUUGUGGGAAUUCUCAUAGUGUAUUGUACUGGUGCAUUAGCGCCUUAUUGGGUUACUCCUGCUGUAGGAAUAUUUUUCACUGCUUGCCAAUCAGUAUUUGUAUUUUUUUUGCCUGAAUCACCGUAUUAUUACGUUUAUAAAAACCAAAUUGAAAAGGCCAAGAAGGCUUUGAGAAGACUCAGAGCUCACGAUGAUGUAGACAAAGAAAUAGGUGAAAUAGAAAAAGAAGUUGAAAGAGAAAGAAAAGAGAAAGGCAGACCUAGAGAUUUAAUAAUGAUAAAAAGCAAUCGUUUUGCCCUGUUUAUUUGUCUUAUUUUAAAUGGUGGACAACACUUUGUUGGGAUAAGCGUAUUUUUAAUGAACCUACAAAUUAUUCUCGAAGAAGCUAACUCUGAAUACAUUGAAUCUUCUACAGCAUCAAUAAUGUUUGCUUUAUUAAUGCUCAUAAGCACAGGAGUGGCUUCAGCAUUUAUUGAUAAAUAUGGCAGAAGAUUUUUGCUCAUAUCUUCAAGUUUUACCACUGGCUUAGCCUUAUUAGUUUUAUCCAUAUUCUUCCACCUCCAAUACAACGGACAUGACGUUUCUGGAUUAAGUUGGAUACCAGCAGCCUGUGUAAUGAUAUAUGCAGCUACUUUUAAAGUAGGUCUUGGAUUGGUGCCAAUUGUAAUGAUUGCUGAAAUAUUUCCAACAACUGUUAAAGCUUUAGGUAUGACUGUGGCAGAUGUUUUCUACGUCUUGGGGGCUGUUUUAUCCAUAAACCUAUAUCAAGUGUUUUACGAUAAGUUCGGAUUGCACGUCCCUCUUUACAUUUUUGCUGCUUGCAGUAUUGGUAUGAUGCUUGUCACAAUUUUCUGGAUACCGGAAACAAAGGGGAAAACUUUGGAUGAGGUUCAGCUGAUGCUUAAAGGGGAGUUUGUUAAGAAGGAUAAAAACAAGAACGAAUUGAAAAUUAAACCACAACUUCUCACUGAUAACUCUCCACAAAAUAUUUUUUAUUUAAAUGCUGAAAAUAUUAAAGAUAUUUAUUCGAGUAAUGAACCAUACAUUUCCACUGCUACUGUUGCCACAAGUGACAUAUCACCGACCGAUACGAAUACUUUAAAUGAUAAAUUAUUAACAAACAUUAUUGAAAACCAAGGAAUAAUUAUAGAAAACCAAGCAACUUUACUCGAAAGCUUGAAAGGACUUGGAACUAAUGAUAAUAAGCUGAUAAUCUUUCAGCAGUUAUCAAAAUUUGAGGCUAUGGCAGAUGUAAUGGCAGAAAAAAUGACAAAUAUGAACAGCAUUAAUAAUUGUUCCUGUAAAAAAUCUUCUCAGAUAGUCGAAGAUAUAUACAUAGACCGCAUUGAAGCAGUAGAACAAUUUGAUGCAUUUGAAAGUAAGCUAAAAGACAGAAAAAUAAUGCAGGAAAAUAUAGAAAGACUUAGUCAAGUUUGUGGAAAAAGAGGUGAUGGCCAUGGAGUUAACAACUGUUACAUAUUAAUUGAUAGGAUGUUCUCCAGAAAAUUCAUGACCCUGUGCUCGUGGGCUGGUGGCGCAAGAGGAGAACAGGAAAAAGUGGCUUAUAAGAUGUAUAAAAACGUUAUUUCGCUUUUUUUUAACGUCGUGCAUUUAUCAGACAAAAGUUUCACACAAAAAGACUGCGAGGAUUUUAUCAAAAAUGUCAUAAGGAACUCGACCAGGAGAAGCAAAAGCGAUCUGUUAAGAACUUCAGCUAUUAAAAGAAGGCUCCCUAAGAAACCUGCUUCUGCCUCAGAGGAAAUGGAAAAACCACAGGAAAAAGUUGAUUCCAAUGAUAUCAUUGAAAAUGAAAUACCUACGUUAGAUGACGAAAAUGGCAUGGAAGAGCAAUGUAACUCUGAUGCUUUAUCCGAUAGUCAGGAAUGCGACCAAUAA
Messenger RNA from Ceutorhynchus assimilis (cabbage seed weevil), 2283 nucleotides. NCBI's taxonomy places the organism in Eukaryota, Metazoa, Arthropoda, Insecta, Coleoptera, Curculionidae. The record is from the annotation of a GenBank genome assembly.